CUGCAGAGAGGAUGAGAGGUGGACUUUUUUAAUUCAAGAGAGAGGAAGCCAGAGUUUUCAAAAGGCAGAAGAGAAGUGGAGAGAAGAGAGAGAAAGAGAUGAGAGAGAGAGGGGGGAGGGGUUUAACGUUUUAAAAGGGUAGGCAUGAGUGAGGGAGGAAGCAUCCUUAAAAGCAGAAAAGGAGAACUGGAUCACAGUUGGGAUGUUCGUUUCAGACACGGUGGCUUUAAAUGCUCCUUAACAACUUCAUUCAACCUCUGUUCAGUCAGUAAAUCUUCUCUAUCUUCUUCCCUGCCCCAUUCUCUCCCUAAGGUUCACAGGUAUUCUGCAACCCACUUGUUCAAACUUCAUCCUGGUCUCUCUCGCUCUCUCUCUCUCUCCUCUCUCUCUCUCAACCACUUGUUCAAACUUCAAAGUGGGUUCUCUCUCUCUCUCUCAUGUUCACCUUUGAGCUUCUCUUGGACACUAAGGGUAGGAGCCCAAGAAUGGAUAGGUUUCUGCUGCACUGGGGACUCUUCCUUGGCCAAGUACUGCAAUUCUGUGUUCUACGUGGGGCUUUGGAGAAAUUGGGUCUUCUUUAACAGCAGAAAUAUCAUUGUUGAGAGAUUGGGUCCCGCUCAAUUCCGUUGUGAAAUUUGUUGUGGUUCUUCGGUUGUUUUCAUGGUGAAGCUUUUAUCAUAGUUAUGCUCACAGAGCAAGUUCACGUAUUUGUUCUCUUUCACAUUAGAUAGCAAUUCUCUUUCUCCAUUGUCUUCUAAUUACCUUUGUACAUUUUGGUUUUUGUUGACCUUUGAUGUGAAUUUCAUGGUCACACCUCUAUUACCUGAUGCAAUGCGGUGGUUUCUAUAAAAUUGGUUGGACUCAGAUAUGCAGUUUGAAAGAAAAUAUCUUGGGCUCAUUUUCUUGGUUCCUGGUGUGAAGAAAGUCCAGGGAAAUUAGGUUUCCUGUAAAUUCAUCAGGUAUUCUUUGCCACUCUAUAUUUGUACAUGUUUUUGUUUUCUCAGAGCUAUUUUUGAGAAGUGAAAUUUUGGUGAUAUAGAAACAAAGUACAGUCACAAUCUUAUGGCUAAGAGAAUCAUGGCUUUUGUGAAUUGGGUUGGAGGUCUUUACAUGGUUCUGAUAAUUUCUUCAAGAACCAGUCUCUGUGCUACCCCAAAUUCCGGUCGCAUCGAGCCUGGUUUUCGUGGGUCUCAGAUGAAUUGGAUCGAUAACCAGGGUUCGUUCCUCUUCUCCAAGGGCCAAAGUUUCGUUUGUGGUUUCCGUAACAUAGGGGAUGUCACGUUGUUCACUCUAUCAGUAUGGCAUGUUAGAAGUUUGAGGGUUGUUUGGACCGCAAAUAGGGACUCCCCGGUUCGAAACUCCGAUGAUUUCGUGUUCUCGGAGGAUGGGAACACAUAUUUGGAGUCAAAUGGGUCCCCAAUUUGGUCGACCAACACAUCAGAAAAAGGAGGGAGCUCCUUAGAAUUGCAGGAUUCAGGUAACUUGGUAUUGCUCACUAAUGAUUCCAGGAUACUAUGGCAAAGCUUCGCCAACCCAACUGAUACUCUUCUAUCUGGUCAGAACUUCACUCAAGGAAUGGAACUUGUGAGCAAUUCGAGUAGCAGUAACAUCUCCUCUGGUAAUUACCACCUAAGAAUCGAUUCGGGGGAUAUGAUGCUCCUUAUCGAUUUCAACCCACCACAAUUGUAUUGGUCCAUGCAGAAGGAUACCAGGCAAACCAUUGCUCAACUUAGUGGUGACAUCUAUUCUGCGACUUUAACUUCAAAUUCAUGGAUGACCUAUAACAAAAGGGGGACCUUAUUGGGCCAGGUCAUCUUCUCAGGCGCUUCUGAUCCUAAUGCUACUUGGGCUGCAGUUUUGGGACCCGAUGGGUCAAUAUCUUUCUAUAACCUGCAAAGUGGGGGCUCAAUGGCUGAAUCGACCACCAUUCCGGCUAGUGUUUGCCAGAAGCCCGAGAUUUGUGGUCCUUAUUAUGUUUGUCAAGAAGAUUCAAGUUGCAGGUGUCCCCCAAUCUUGAGCUCUGCGACUUCUUGUGCUUCCUCAGUUGUGUCAUCCCCUUGUAGAUCAAAUGGGUCGGUCCGGCUUGCAGAGAUAGGCGAUGGUUUGAGCUAUUUCGCCAAUGACUUCAUUUCCCCUUUGGAAAAACAGAGCCUCUCGAGUUGCCAAGGUGCCUGCCAGAAUAAUUGCUCUUGCAUCGCGUUAUUCUAUGACAAUAGCUCAAGGCGUUGCCUUUUGUACUCUCAGCUAGGAAGCCUGCAACAGGUUAGUGGUCCCUCUAAUGGCUAUGCUGCCUAUAUUAAGGUUUCAAAUAUUGGUGACAAUGGGUCCUCAAACCCUGAGGACGGGGGCCAAAAACACUUACCCAUCAUUGCAAUUAUAAUCAUAGCUGUGAUGACAAUUGUGGUGAUCAUGGGUCUCAUCUUUCUCGUAUAUAGAUAUCACAGGAAGAGGAGAUCAACUGAAUCGUUACGCGAAUCAUCAGAAGAUGAUACAUUCUUGGAGGGUUUAUCAGGAAUGCCUGUUCGUUACAGUUAUAGAGAGCUCCAAUUGGCUACUAAUAACUUUACCAACAAGCUCGGUCAAGGUGGAUUUGGUUCGGUUUAUCAGGGAGUGCUCCCUGAUGGCACCAGGAUCGCAGUGAAGCAAUUGGAGGGCAUAGGUCAAGGGAAGAAAGAGUUUCGUGCCGAAGUGAGCAUCAUAGGGGGUAUUCACCACGUUCACCUUGUGAGGCUAAGAGGCUUUUGCGCUGAGGGCACACACAGGCUGCUUGCUUACGAGUACAUGGCCAAAGGUUCUCUGGACAAAUGGAUAUUUCGAAAAGAUGAGGGGUGCUUCUUGUUGGACUGGGACACUCGAUACAACAUAGCUUUGGCCACAGCAAAGGGGUUGGCCUAUUUGCAUGAAGAUUGCAACGUGAAAAUUGUUCACUGUGAUAUAAAGCCAGAAAAUGUGCUCUUGGAUGAUAAUUUUGUGGCGAAAGUUUCAGAUUUUGGGCUCGCUAAGCUUAUGACUAGGGAACAGAGUCACGUAUUCACCACGCUCAGGGGCACAAGGGGGUAUCUUGCUCCAGAGUGGAUCACAAACUAUGCCAUAUCGGAGAAGAGUGACGUAUAUAGUUUUGGUAUGGUUUUGUUGGAGAUAAUUGGGGGGCGGAAGAAUUUCGAUCCUGUUGAGAGCUCAGAGAAGGCCCACUUCCCCUCAUAUGCUUUCAAGAAAAUGGAAGAAGGGAAAUUGAAGGACAUCAUCGAUGAAAACUUGCACUGUGACGAGAAGGACGAAAGAGUGGAGAUUGCAAUAAGAAUAGCAUUGUGGUGUAUACAAGAAGACAUGUCUUUGAGGCCGCCUAUGACCAAGGUGGCGCAAAUGCUUGAAGGCAUCAUGGAGGUGCCCCAGCCCCCCACUUCUUCUCAGUUUGGCUUCCGAGUAUAUUCAAAUUUUUUGAAACCUAUAAGUGAAGGGGGAACUUCGUCAGAUCCAUCUGACUGCAACAGUGAUGCAUUCCUGUCUGCAGUCCGUCUAUCUGGACCCAGGUAACUUAUGGAGUAGAUUAUGAAGCAGCUCAUCCAUCAAGGCGUUAAUGGAAAUGAGCCAUUUUUUUUAGGAUUUUUCAAUGGCUUGAAAAAUGCGUUAUUUAAUAGAUGUGGGUAGCUUGGAUUUUUACAUCCUUGUACUUGUUGAGGUUUUGAAUGAGAUUAUAAUGUACUUUAGUCCAGAUUCAUUGUACCAUGAUGCCUUUUCUUCGUUU
Messenger RNA from Amborella trichopoda, 3745 nucleotides. It is a transcript of the gene SD2-5, whose product is annotated as S-domain-2 5. Gene Ontology annotation, molecular function: ATP binding; protein serine/threonine kinase activity. Gene Ontology annotation, biological process: protein phosphorylation. NCBI's taxonomy places the organism in Eukaryota, Viridiplantae, Streptophyta, Magnoliopsida, Amborellales, Amborellaceae. The record is from RefSeq and is a predicted model, not a curated record.